CAGGACUGUACUGUAACCAUCCUGCCCUUCAGCUGCUUUCCCUUGAGUGGGCCUGAAUGAAGACAAAUGUGAAGAUGGCAUGUCCAAGGAAUUUUAAAAGGUGUAGACCUCCUGACUGACCAGAGCCGUGUAUUUUAUUCUCUUUAAUUAGUAAACUGCUGUUCUCUCACAGGUGAAAGUCAUGAUCACGCUAACAGAACUCAAAUACUUAGCAGAUGCCCAGUCAUCCUACCACAUACUAAAACCAUGGUGGGAUGUCUUCUGGUAUUACCUCACCAUGAUAAUGCUGCUAGUUGCUGUGCUCGCUGGGGCUCUCCAGCUUACUCAAACCAGAGUUUUGUGUUGUCUUCCUUGCAAGCUAGAAUUUGACAAUCAUUGUGCCGUGCCUUGGGAUUUAGUUAAAGCCAACCUUAACAUGUCUGCUAGCUCUCCAGCACAGAUAAUCAUCCCGCUUAAAAUCCAGAACGAUCUCCACCGGCAGCAGUAUUCCUAUAUCGAUGCAGUAUGUUAUGAGAGACAGCUUCACUGGUUUGCCAAAUUUUUUCCAUACCUAGUGCUUCUGCAUACCUUCAUUUUUGCAGCUUGCAGUAAUUUCUGGCUGUACUAUCCGAGUACAAGUUCCAGACUUGAGCACUUUGUAGCCAUUCUGCAGAAGUGUUUCGAUUCUCCAUGGACAACACGUGCCCUCUCAGAAACAGUUGCUGAGCAGUCUGUGAGGAAGUUGCCAAUAGCCAAAUCAAAAGCAUCACCUGGGAGUUCAGUAGAUAUAGGGGCCAGCAGACAGUCCCUGCCAUAUUCACAGCCUGGCUUGGAAACAACUGGAAGAGAAAAUUCCUCAAGUGUUCUUGACAAAAAAGAAGGGGAACAAGCUAAAGCUAUAUUUGAAAAAGUGAAGAAAUUCAGAGUACACGUUGAAGAGAAGGAUGUCAUAUAUAGAGUGUAUAUGAAACAGAUCAUAGUGAAAGUCAUUGUAUUUGUAAUGAUAAUAACUUAUGUUCCCUACUAUUUAUCAUUUAUUACACUUGAAAUUGAUUGUGUAGUCAAUGUUCAAGCCUUUACAGGCUAUAAAAGGUACCAGUGUGUUUAUUCACUAGCAGAAAUUUUCAAAGUUUUGGCUUCAUUUUAUGUUGUUUUAGUGAUCUUCUAUGGCUUAACUUGCACUUACAGUUUGUGGUGGAUGUUAAGAAGUUCACUUAAGCAAUAUUCUUUUGAGAAAUUGAGAGAGAAAAGUAAUUACAGUGAUAUACCUGAUGUAAAGAAUGACUUUGCGUUUAUUCUCCAUUUGGCAGAUCAGUAUGAUCCUCUUUAUUCCCAACGAUUCUCAAUAUUCCUGUCUGACUUGAGUGAAAACAAACUGAAACAGAUAAAUCUUAACAAUGAAUGGUCAGUGGAAAAACUGAAAAAUAAACUAGUAAGAAAUUCCCAAGACAAGAUUGAACUUCACCUUUUCAUGUUAAAUGGUCUUCCAGACAGUGUCUUCGAACUGACAGAAAUAGAAGUCCUAAGCCUGGAACUUAUUCCUGAAGCCAAACUUCCUUCAACUGUGACCCAGCUGGUCAAUCUCAAAGAACUCAAUGUUUAUCAUUCCUCACUAACUAUGGAUUAUCCAGCAGUCAGCUUUCUAGAAGAAAAUCUGAAAACAUUGCGCCUGAAGUCCAGCGAGAUGGGAAGAAUUCCCUUUUGGGUAUUUCAUCUAAAAAACCUACAAGAAUUGUGCUUAACAGGAUAUUUUAUGCUAGAUCAUCACAACUCCAUAUACAGUGAAAGCUUUCAGGGGCUAAAAAAUUUGAGAUCAAUUCACUUGAAAAACAACCUUUCCCGUAUACCUCAAGUGGUUACAGAUCUUCUGCCCUCUUUGCAACACUUGUCUAUCAACAACGAGGGAAAUAAACUGAUUGUGCUGAACAAUCUGAAGAAGCUGGUAAACCUGAGAACCUUGGAAUUAAUCUGCUGUGAUUUAGAGCGCAUUCCCCAUUCAAUUUUUACCCUAAACAAUUUGCAUGAAAUUGACUUAAAAGAAAAUAAUCUCAGAACAGUGGAAGAAAUAAUUAGCUUUCAACAUCUUAAGAAUCUUUCUUGCUUAAAACUGUGGCACAAUAGUAUUUCAUAUAUCCCUGUGCAGAUCGGUGCAUUAUCAAACCUGGAACAGUUGUAUCUAAAUUAUAAUAAUAUUAAGAAUGUUCCAUUGCAGCUAUUUCUUUGUAGAAAAUUACACUAUUUGGAUCUUAGCUAUAAUAAGCUAACCUCCAUCCCUGAAGAAAUCGGCUAUCUGACCAAUCUGCAGUAUUUGGCUUUGACAAAAAACCACAUUGAAACGCUGCCUGAUGGAUUAUUUCAGUGCAAAAAGCUGCAAUUUCUUCUUCUGGGAAACAACAGUUUGAUGAAUUUGUCCCCUGGUGUGGGUCAGCUACUGAAUCUUGUUCAGUUAGAGCUCAUUGGAAACUAUCUUGAAUCACUUCCUGCUGAACUGGAAGAAUGUCAGUUCUUAAAGCGGAAUAGUCUCAUUGUAGAAGAAAGGCUGUUAAAAACGCUGCCACCUCGUGUAAGAGAGCGUUUGCAGACGUGCUCAGAUAAGUGCUAAGUUUAAAAACAAAACUGCAUUCUUGCAUUCUAAAAGCCUUUUGCUUAACAUCUCUCUAAAGAUCUGUAUAGGUAGAGAAGAGGAGGAGAGAUAAGUUUACAAAUCGGUCUUCAAUGCAUUGAACAGUGUUGAUUCUAUUGGAACAGAGAAAUCGAGAUUUUAACAAAAAUGCAGCCUUUAAAAGUUAGUCAUAUAUUUGAAAAACCUGAAAUACUGUUGCUGGAGUUCUACUGAUGGAAAUAAUGCAGCUAAAUGUUUCUGAUAAUACUGAAAUGGAAGUGUUGAUUUGCUAUAAUGACAGUGUAUAUACUUUUUUUCCAUGGGAAUUUUGUCUGUUGAUAAUGAUAAUUGUAAACAGUUUCUUUUCCACCUGUAUGAGGUCUAAGAACUGUCUGAAAUUGGUUUUUAACUAGGAACUCUUCACUAACUUAGAAUAUGUUAAAUUAAGAUUUUAAAGUAUUUGAGCAGUUCACUUGCAUGGAAUGUACCAACAGUAAUUUUUUAACAUACCUUAAUUUUUAAAGCUUUUGACAAGUAUUGAGCAUUAAUUCUAUAAUUGUGGAAGAUGCCAUUUGAAUCUUGCUAAUAAAACCCACAGGACAAUAACACCUGAAACCAGUUUCAACAUCUU
Dryobates pubescens (Downy woodpecker) is the source of this 3212-nucleotide messenger RNA. RefSeq names its product leucine rich repeat containing 8 VRAC subunit B (gene LRRC8B). NCBI's taxonomy places the organism in Eukaryota, Metazoa, Chordata, Aves, Piciformes, Picidae. The transcript has 4 exons. The record is from RefSeq and is a predicted model, not a curated record. The coding region runs from base 182 to 2581 and encodes 799 amino acids. Gene Ontology annotation, molecular function: protein binding.